Molecule: messenger RNA, 645 nt
Organism: Lasiosphaeria miniovina
Lineage: Eukaryota; Fungi; Ascomycota; Sordariomycetes; Sordariales; Lasiosphaeriaceae
Exons: 1
Coding region: 1-645 (214 amino acids)
Source: RefSeq, a predicted model, not a curated record
AUGCAACAGCCAUGGACGGCGAAGACAGUUCGAGGCAAUCAACGAUCCUUCUCUUCAGGAUCCAAUGACUACACGGCCCAGGGACUCUUGAACGGGGUCCCCAUCGCUGGUCUUGUCGACAACAGAGCCGAGCGCUGCAAUGUAUCCCUCAGGUUCGCCGAGUCGCACAGGCUCUCGCCACAAGAUGGAACCCAGCACACGGUCCAGCUAGGCAACGGGAAGACGGUGUCAUCCCCGGGCAUCGUCUCCAUCCCGUGGCGGUUUUCUGGGGAGUCAGAGUCGUAUCUGGUUGACUGCGCCAUCAUUCCAGGAUGCGUCCGGGACCUCGUCCUCGGGGCAGAUUUCCUGCGCCUCACCCAGACCUUGACCAAGUUCAGGAGCAGAAUCGCCACGGCGGCCCAGGGAGCCCUUCGUAGAUUACGCCUUAAUCUCCUCGCAGGCGAGAAGCAGCGACUCUGGGGGUUCCUGGACGGCGUCCUGGCCUCAGCGCUCCCCGACACUGGGUCCGACGUUAUGCUGGUUUCGGAAGAGUACGCGCGCUCACGGGGCCUUCGCGUCGACUGCAACCCCCAACACUGUCUAGAACUCGAGCUUGGCGAUGGCACAGUGGCCUAUACGAGCGGCGUGGUUAGAAACCUGGCCUGA